Molecule: messenger RNA, 981 nt
Organism: Anarrhichthys ocellatus (wolf-eel)
Lineage: Eukaryota; Metazoa; Chordata; Actinopteri; Perciformes; Anarhichadidae
Product: unconventional myosin-Vb-like
Exons: 4
Coding region: 276-956 (226 amino acids)
Biological process (GO): intracellular signal transduction
Cellular component (GO): actin filament
Molecular function (GO): microfilament motor activity; GTPase activator activity; actin filament binding
Source: RefSeq, a predicted model, not a curated record
CUGACGGCCCACCACUGAUAUAACAUGGACAUAACAUAGAUGGUGAAAAUAGUGUAUAGCGUGUAAAUAGCGGUCAACAAAGAAUAAGUCUCCCUCUCUCACCUCCCCUCCUUCCAUUCAUCCAGCUAACUACUGAACAGCUGCUUUCCCCAACAUCACGUGACUCAAUUACCAGUAACUGCUCCUACAGUAUCUCUUCAUGCUUUUAUUUCUUCAGACUCGCUGACUUCCUGCGUCAGACCCGAGCCGCCCUCAUCUGUCAGAAGCAGUUCCGCAUGGUGAGAGACAGACGGGCCUAUCUGAGGGUGAGACGGGCUGUCGUCACCAUCCAGGCCUUCACCAGAGGGAUGUUCACCCGCCGGAUCUACCAGGAGUUCCUGCUGCACCACAAGGCCAUGGUGAUCCAGAAGACGGUGCGCGGCUGGCUGCAGAGGACGAAGUUCAGGCGUGCGCGUGACGCCGCCGUCACCAUCCAGUGCGGCUUCAGACGCGUCCGAGCCAAACGACGGGUUCAGGAGCUGAAGAUCGAAGCUCGGUCCGCAGAACGCCUCAAGAAGCUCAACACGGGGAUGGAGAACAAGAUCGUCCAGCUGCAGAGGAAGAUGGACGAUCAGUCCAAAGAGCUCCGGACUCAGAACGAGCAGCUCGUGCAGGUGAACAGCGGUUUGGGCUCGGAGGUGAACAAGCUGCAGAAACAGCUGGAGCAGGUGAAGAGUCGGCCGGUAGGAGGAGCUCAGGUCUCCUCACUGCAGGAGGAGCUGGACAGGCUGAGGGAGGAACUGCAGGAGGCGUCGGCCCAGAGGAAGAGGAUGGAGGAGGAGCACGGCAACGAGAAGAUGGGGCUCCAACAGAGGGUGGAGGAGCUGGAGAGAGAGAACUCUCUGCUGAAGAGUGAGAAAGAGGAGAUGAACCAGAGGAUUCUUCAGCAAUCUAAGAGCUCCGGAGGUGAGACCUGAAGACAUCACCUGUCUGUCUGUCUCU